GCUAGCAAGCGCUAUUUCACGGCCAGGAAGCCUACACAUGAGUUCCGGCGGCACCGGGAAGGAGGCGAAGAAAUUGGGUUUAUCGUCUGUUUAAGGAGUAUUCUGACGACAUGGCGGACGAGGAAGAGUUCCCACAGGUCAUUCCCCUGAAUGUCGGAGGUCAUGCCUUCACCACGACCCUGAUGACCUUGAGGCGACACGAGGACUCCAUGUUGGCGGCAAUGUUCUCCGGGCGUCACCGUGCUACCCAGGAUGCCGAGGGGCGGUACUUCAUCGACCGGGAGGGCACGUACUUCAUCCACAUCUUAAACUUCCUGCGUAGCGAGACGCUACCGCCUUACGACAUCUCCGCUCAGGUGUACAGGGAAGCGCUGUUUUACGGGAUCCUGCCGCUUAUGGAGCAGCUCGGGGAGCACAUCCGCCAUCAGUUCCUCUCCCAGAUCCCCAGCUACACCGAGAACCUGGAGCGCAUGAUCGAGCACGCCAGGAAGGAGGCCAUGUCCGCGUAUGGACGCUACUCCAAAGUCCCCGUCUGUAUCUUCAAAAACGCCUUCGAACAGGUCAAAGCGAGACAAGAGGAUCCUGACUUGGAUCCAACCAUUGCGGAGGAAUACGUAGAGGAACAUGAAUGUAAGGAACAAGAAGGAAUCGCGAGUUUCGGACCGUGGGUGGGGAUACCGACGGAAGGAGAUCUUAUAGAGUGUAUAAUUCUGGACCUGGCAGACAAGGGGUACAAGUGUAUUAAUGAGUAUGAGGCAGGCGGGGCACCAACGUGUAAAAAGUUUUGGGUCGUGGAGAAGCCAGAGUCUUUUGCUGAUGCCUCGGCAUCGAGAAAAAGCAAGAUUGUCUGCAAGAAGAGACUUUAUCACUUCAGGUUCAAAUGGUGGUGAAGGGAAGUUACUGUCUGCAUAUAGAGUAAGAUGUUCUGGCUCAGAAUCUGAGAGUGUUUUUCUGUUCAUAACAGAUGAAACAUGAAUGUUUUCUUGGUGCUUUCCACAGAUUCAAUCUGUCUUCUGAUCACACCUUCAUUUCUUUCAGAUUUGCAAAAAAACACGUUUGACUAGUCUGCCUUAAGCUUUUUCAGUUUUUUCUGUCCCGGACUGUGCUUCAUUGAUUUCCUGAAAAAUUUGAGAAGUAACAAAUCAAAUUAUUCUGCACUGAGAACCCACUUGGUGAUAGAUAAUGGUAGAGAAUAUGUACAUGUACUUUACUCAGAAUUAUGUAGAUUGUUUCACAAGGUUUAUGAAUUAUGACAUUGACAAGGAAAUUAAAUCAAGGGAACAUUGCACAAUGUAAAAUAAAUGGGAACAACUGGAUAAGUCAUUUUUUUGUUUCAAAUGGUAACAGUUACAUUAUUUCUCUUCAGACUCAUUCUCAGUCACUGAUGAUACUAUUAACGUUAGAUGUUAUCUGAAAUGUCCGACCUAAAUAUUGUUUGUAUUCUUUGAGGACUGGUCUAGUCUUGUGAUCAAUAAAAGUGACCCUUGUAUUCA
This is a messenger RNA of Branchiostoma belcheri (Belcher's lancelet), 1493 nucleotides long. Its product is annotated as BTB/POZ domain-containing protein KCTD7-like. Gene Ontology annotation, molecular function: protein binding. Gene Ontology annotation, biological process: protein homooligomerization. The record is from RefSeq and is a predicted model, not a curated record. Bases 111 to 890 code for a protein of 259 amino acids. The transcript is spliced from 3 exons. Lineage: Eukaryota; Metazoa; Chordata; Leptocardii; Amphioxiformes; Branchiostomatidae.